AUGACGUGGGAACCGAUCCGUCAGGGUCAUUUUGAGUUUAGACCUCCAAACUUUACCACUAGGAACAUCUCGCCAUUCAAUCCAAGUCUUCAGCCAAAGGUGGAAGAACCAGAGCCAGAACCAUUGCGAGUGAUAGAAUGGGACCAUAUGAAUCUGAAAGUGUUCUACCCUAUGGCACUGACUUCUACCUGGACUGUCAGAACAUGCCUGUAUCCGUUGGCUGUGCUACGGGCUAGAUUGCAGCUUCAGAAGCAGACUUCUGUCUACAGAAACACUUGGCACGCUUUCAAGAGUAUCGCCAAGUAUGAGGGUGCUAGGGGGUUGUAUAAGGUAGGUUUUGGCAUGAUUUUGUAGGGGCUUAUAGAUAUGUUUUUACAGUUUGUUAGUUAGCACGAGAGGAGAUUUUUGAAGGGUGGGGUAAAAUAUUUGUUUUUAUUUUUAAAUCCCCCUAUAACAAUUUACCUUUUAGGGCUUCUGGGUAACCGUCCCCCAAAUCGGUACCUCCUUCAUCUAUGCUACUGUGUACGAGAAACUACGAGCUUACCUUCUGAAUGAUCUGGGCUUUACUUCCGUCGCGGGUAUCUCAUCCAUAGCCGGUGGAGCGGCUUCGUUUUGUUCUCAAGUCAUCUUCGUACCAACUGAUGUGAUUGCUCAACACAUGAUGAUCUACAACUAUGCUGACAAGUUUGUGGGUGGCAGUGACAAGAGGAUUCUGGAGUUUCUAAGGAAUAACCAGGCUAGCGGUACACUUGGUAUUAGGACUGUGAAGGCGGUGUAUCAUUGUGAUGGAUUGGCUGGGUUUUAUCGGUAUGUUAUGGUUUGGGAACGUGGGGGGGAGGGGGGUAGGUAAAAUACGUGCCGAGAACGGAAAUAGCUUUCGUUAGCCAACUUAAAUUAAAAUGCCUAAAUUUAAAAAAUGAAAUUCAAAUUUUUUUCCAAUUUCAGUGGUUUCUGGGCUUCAUCCUUGGUAUAUGUACCAUCUUGUUUCGUAUUCUGGCCUGUCUACUAUUACGUCCAAGACCUUUUGAAGAAGAUUCAAAAUGAAAAGGGAUUCUUGUUGUUAGAUCAAGCCAUCGCGGCGACAAUCGGUGGAGCUGCUUCUACUGUGGCCACAAAUCCAAUGGAGGUAUUCAGGAUUCGAUUACAGGUGAAGACCUUUUUUAUGUUUUAAAGUACUGUCACUUUUAAAUAGUUAAAUACGCGGAAAAAACUCAAACUCUAUACAGCGAUAUCAAGUAAUAGGCAUGUUUAUAACACGACUUUAUUGUGUUUAACAAGGCCCAUAUAUAAACUUUUUUUUAUAGAUAACAUUCCCUUUUUAGGUCCACCGUUCGGACUACAAAGAAACCUUUGACAGAAUCGUCAGAAAUGAAGGAUGGACGGUGUUUACCAAGGGCCUUCCACCUCGAUUGAUCAGUAACUCCAUCUACUCUUGUGUUGUCAUGGUUGGAUACGAAGUUGUAAAACGGUUUUGUGUACUUCCAGAGUACAAGGAAGCUGUUGUGUGGUAG
This is a messenger RNA of Bursaphelenchus okinawaensis, 1511 nucleotides long. The record is from the annotation of a GenBank genome assembly. Lineage: Eukaryota; Metazoa; Nematoda; Chromadorea; Rhabditida; Aphelenchoididae.